This is a messenger RNA of Plectropomus leopardus (leopard coralgrouper), 929 nucleotides long. NCBI's taxonomy places the organism in Eukaryota, Metazoa, Chordata, Actinopteri, Perciformes, Serranidae. The record is from RefSeq and is a predicted model, not a curated record.
CUGUCCGUCCUCUCCGCAGCAUGGCUCCGAAAAAAGUGGAACCGAAGAAGCCGGAGGUGAAGAAGGUGGAGGCGAAGAAGGAGGAGCCUCCGCCGCCGCCCAAACCCGCCGAACCAGAGCCGAAGCCGCCGGAGGUGGACCUGAAGAGCAUCGUGGUCGAGUUUACCGCCGACCAGAUCGAGGAGUUCAGAGACGCCUUCACGCUGUUCGACGAGACGCCGGCGGGCGAGAUGAAGAUCACCUACGCUCAGUGCGGAGACGUGAUGCGAGCGCUCGGACACAACCCCACCAACGAGGACGUGCUGAAGCUGCUCGGCCGGCCGAAGGCGGAGGAGAUGCACGCCAAGCUGCUGGACUUCGACAGCUUCCUGCCGAUGCUGCAGCACGUGGCGCGCUCCAAGGAGCAGGGCACCUUCGAGGACUUCGUGGAGGGACUGCGCGUCUUCGACAAGGAGGGCAACGGCACCGUGAUGGGGGCGGAGCUCCGCCACGUCCUGUCCACGCUGGGCGAGAAGAUGACGGAGCACGAGGUGGACAGGCUGAUGGUGGGACAGGAGGACGCCAACGGACACAUCAACUACACCGAGUUUGUCAAACACAUCCUGGCCGGGUAGAACCAAAGGACAGGUCCUCUGUCGGGUUGAUGGACUGCCCCUGUCUGUCCCCAACUGUCCCUGACUCUCCCUGUAUAUCCCUGAUGGACUGAGACUCUGUUCUGCCUGUCACUGACAGACCGAUGGACUGUCUUUCUCCAAGUGUCCCUGACUGUCCCUUUCUGUCCUUGACGGACUGAGAUUCUGUCUGUCUCUGACAGACUGAUGGACUCUCUCUGUCCCUGACUGUCCUCAACUGUCCCUGAUGGACUGAAGUUCUAUGUCCCUGCUGUGUUCCUCCUUUUUGUGUGUAAUAAAAGCUCUCAGUCCGUCUCA